UGUGACACACCUGAGAUCGGGAUAUCAGACUUAAUCAGACUGCGUGUUUUUAAAUGGAGUCCUCGGCUGGUGAGUGGUUUGAUUCAGAUGAGUCUGAGUUUCAGAUGCGGACUGCACUGAGGAACUCAACCGUCCUGUCACCUCGAGCGCGUCUGGUGCUGGAGACUCUGAUGGUGCUGAUGAGUCUGGCCGCAGUGACGGGAAACAUUCUGGUCAUUGUGAUUGUGGCAGCCACAAAAACCUUCCACACUGUGACCUCCGUCCUGAUCAUUAAUCUGGCCAUUAGCGAUUUCUUAGUGGGAAUAGGCGUCAUGCCGUUCGUGGCAGUUUCCAUUAUGAACAACGGAUGGGUCAACUACAAUGAUCUAUGUCUGUAUGUUGGCUACACAUCCUCAGUCUACUGCACCGCGUCAGUUUUAACACUCGCCGCUAUUGCCCUGGACCGUUACUUCUCCAUCGUGGACUGCCUGCUGUACGGUUCCCGCUGCACGAUAUGGAGAACCGGUUCCGUGGUGAUAUGGAUUUGGCUGCAAGCUAUGUUGACCAGCUGUCCUCCUCUCCUCGGCUGGAGCAACAUCAGUUUCGUGGCUCCCAUGUACAGCUGUGCCGUGAACUGGCCCAACAGCCCAAGCUACACGGUCAUUAUGGUCUCCUUAUCUUUUCUCCUACCGGCUAUAGUCAUCCUGUUCUGCUAUGUGAAGAUUGUCCGUGUGGCACGAUACCAUGCUAGGAUGAUCCACAGUUUGGAAGAACAUCUCCAGCGUAACAGAGCCACAUCUGUCUUGAAUCUCCAACACUCAUUCAUGGACACCUACACACCAUCCAGGUUGAUUUACUAUGUGAGUGGGAGGUUUGUGACGGAUCAGUUGGAUGUUCCUGAUGAAGUUGCUCCAGAUGCACCAUCUGAGAUGUCUUCCGAGCCAACUGGUGGACGUCUGCACUCUUUUAUGGCUCGAAUCCAUAGCAGUAGCCCUCAACAUCCCAGUCAACAUCAGCAUCAUGGAGUUCUGAGGUUAUUUCUGGUCAUCGCCGCUUUUUUCUUGUGCUGGACGCCUUACAUCAGCGUAGCUCUGGUGCAGGCCACCGAAACCGCCCUGUCCCGACCCAGGAGCGUUGUUCCCCCAUCUGCUGUCACUUUCUCCUAUUGGCUGGUGCUGUUUAAUUCAGAUAUCAACCCGUUGCUGUAUGCGCUCCUCAGCAAGCGCUUCCAAGGCGCCUUCCAGAGUUUGAGAUGGAAGAUCCAGGCCAGGUUGGGAAGCGUUGUGGAGAGAGUAGGAGCUGAGAGAUCUACUAGUGGAGGUGAGAGUGACCCCACUAACAGAUCGACCCACAGUUCCACGGCGCACUCCAGAAACGACGGGGAGUCGACGUACUCUUCCGUUUUUGCUCUCAGCUCUCAGUUUGCUCACAGCCUCAGGGAGCAACUGAAUAAUGUUCUUCCGGUUCUUCCUACUUGUUCUCGUCCUGUUUGUCAUGAAUGUUGUGGACGGGGUUCGAGGACGGUGGACCACCUGCAGGUUCCCUCCAAACAGCGUGAGCGGAACAGACUCCCUUAUUCUGCUGCUACUAAAAAGAAACAAGCCACAUUCUUUUAUGGACAGGUCACAGUUCGAGUGGAACAUAUUUGCUGAGUGUAUCGCAUACAGUCCUGCAUAAUGGAAACAAAGCUGAAUGUCAUUUGUAUUUUGUGGGUGGAUGAUUAUUUUAAUGGAAUGUUAUGGGUUCAAUAAAAUGUAAGUUCUAUGAUGCAUUAAAAAGUUU
This is a messenger RNA of Rhinichthys klamathensis goyatoka, 1761 nucleotides long. RefSeq names its product G-protein coupled receptor 161. Gene Ontology annotation, biological process: G protein-coupled receptor signaling pathway. Gene Ontology annotation, cellular component: membrane. The transcript has 3 exons. The coding region runs from base 54 to 1631 and encodes 525 amino acids. NCBI's taxonomy places the organism in Eukaryota, Metazoa, Chordata, Actinopteri, Cypriniformes, Leuciscidae. Gene Ontology annotation, molecular function: G protein-coupled receptor activity. The record is from RefSeq and is a predicted model, not a curated record.